Molecule: messenger RNA, 2989 nt
Organism: Asparagus officinalis (garden asparagus)
Lineage: Eukaryota; Viridiplantae; Streptophyta; Magnoliopsida; Asparagales; Asparagaceae
Product: auxin response factor 12-like
Exons: 15
Coding region: 310-2724 (804 amino acids)
Biological process (GO): response to hormone; regulation of DNA-templated transcription
Cellular component (GO): nucleus
Molecular function (GO): protein binding; DNA binding
Source: RefSeq, a predicted model, not a curated record
CCUCCUCAAAAAAAGAAGGAAAAAAAAAGAUAGCGCUUUUCUCUCUCUCCUUCUCUUCUUUAUUUACUGAUAUAUUUGAGUUUUUGAGGUUUUUCGGGUGAUUUUAGAGCUUGAGAGGUUCAGUUUGAUGGCGAUUUUGAGGGGGAGUGAGCUUCUUCGAGCUUUAUGCUGCCUGAUUUCAGCUUAAAUUCUCUACGUUUUGGUUCCGAUUCGAGAAAACCCUAGCUUGAAUCUUUGUUUGUUCACUGGAAUCGAGAAAUGAAGUCAAAUUCUUAUUUUGAGCUCUGUUGAAAGGUUUAGGGUUUCGAGAUGAACUCUUCGCUGAGUUUAGGGGAGCAGGAUCAAGAUGACGGAGAGAAGAGAAGCUUGAACUCGGAGCUCUGGCACGCGUGUGCUGGGCCUCUGGUCUGCUUGCCGACCAUCGGCACACGUGUGGUUUACUUCCCUCAAGGCCACAGUGAGCAGGUUGCAGCUUCCACAAACAAGGAGGUCGAGGGCCACAUCCCGAAUUAUCCGAAUUUGCCUCCUCAGUUGAUAUGCCAGCUUCACAAUGUCACAAUGCAUGCAGACGUGGAAACUGAUGAAGUCUAUGCACAAAUGACCUUACAGCCUCUAAGCCCGCAAGAACAGAAGGAUACUUAUGUACCCAUUGAGAUGGGCGUCGCGAGCAAGCAGCCGAUGAACUAUUUCUGCAAGACUCUAACGGCGAGUGAUACAAGUACUCACGGGGGCUUCUCUGUUCCUCGUCGUGCUGCUGAAAAAGUGUUUCCACCUCUGGAUUUCUCGCAGCAGCCACCUGCGCAGGAGCUUAUUGCCCGGGACAUUCAUGAUGUUGAGUGGAAGUUUCGGCAUAUCUUUCGAGGCCAACCAAAAAGACAUCUUCUUACUACAGGCUGGAGUGUGUUUGUCAGUGCCAAGAGACUUGUUGCUGGGGAUUCUGUCAUCUUCAUAUGGAAUGAGAAGAACCAGCUUUUGUUAGGAAUUCGGCGGGCUAGCCGACCACAAACCAUAAUGCCCUCAUCAGUUCUGUCCAGUGAUAGUAUGCACAUAGGGCUCCUUGCUGCAGCAGCUCAUGCUGCUGCGACAAAUAGCCGUUUCACCAUUUUCUAUAACCCAAGGGCAUGCCCAUCUGAGUUUGUUAUACCACUGACAAGAUAUGUUAAAGCUGUCUAUCACACUCGUGUAUCAGUUGGGAUGCGCUUCCGCAUGCUGUUUGAGACUGAAGAGUCGAGCGUUCGCAGGUACAUGGGGACGAUUACAGGCAUAGGUGAUUUGGAUCCUGUCCGCUGGCCAAAUUCUCAGUGGAGGUCAGUCAAGGUUGGUUGGGAUGAAUCUACUGCUGGUGACAGACAGCCUAGAGUUUCGCUAUGGGACAUUGAGCCUUUAACCACUUUUCCCAUGUAUCCAUCAUUGUUCCCACUCAGACUUAAACGGCCUUGGCAACCUGGGGCAUCAUUCCCUCAUGUAAGUAUGCAAGAUGAGGGCAAUCCUUUUAUGUGGUUAAGAGGGGAUGCAAGAGAUCAAGGCCUUCAUUCCUUGAAUUAUCAAUCACUUGGUAUGGGCCCCUCAAUUCAGCAGAGGGUUGAAUCGUCAAUACUAGGCAAUGAGCGUGAUCAAUACCAUAUGAUAUCUGCUGCAGCUUUGCAGGACUUAAGGGGUGGGGAUUUUCUAAAGCAACAACUGUUACAGUAUCAGCAAUCUCUUCAGUUUCAGCAGCACUCUGGCCUAACCAGUCCAUUAUUUCAGCAGCAGUUUGUUCAGCAAACAGACACUCAGCAGAUUAUUUGUCCUCAGUCGCAAAGUAUAGUGGAAAACCAUAAUGUUCUAAACCAGCAGUUGCAGCAGCCCCAUGAUGAGCAACGGAAGCAGCAAGUCCAGGAGAUCCAAGACUAUGCACAGAUGUUAUCGUUCCAGAACAAUUACUUGCAGCAGCCGAAAUCUCCAGUGAUUUCUCAGUUGUGUCAAAAUUUGGUUUUUCCUGGUUCAGGCGCAAAUUUCUCAUCAGCCGUGCCACCUACCGGUGUACAGAGUAUUAUGAAUGAUGGUCAGCCUCAUAGAGUUGCCAAUGUUUCAAAUUUGUCAGGACUUGGUCAACCCAUGAGUGAGCAAAACCAGCAACCAUGGGAGACAAAGCUUACCAUGUCUCCUUUUACUGGCACAGUUUUGCUCCCAUCAUUACCUGAGAAGGAUGGUUCUGUGGAAGCUGAUAAUGGCGGAGCUGAAUCUGAGAAUCACAAUGUAUUUAGUGGGAAUAUGGAUUCCUCCUCUCUUCUCUCCAAUGGUGUGCACACCCUAAGUGCAAAUGCUUUCAACACUAAUUUAUCUCCAGCACAGUAUGAUGCUCCUUGUAUUCAGAAUCCUCUUUACAGUUACUUGGAUGAAUCAUCAGGUUUUGCGCAAAAUAGAGAGGAGACUGAUCUGACAACCAAAACAUUUGUGAAGGUUUAUAAGUCAGGAUCAGUUGGAAGAUCACUAGACAUCUCUCGCUUCAGUAGUUAUGAGGAGCUACGUGAGGAGCUGAGUCAGAUGUUUGGUAUUGAGGGUCAAUUGGAAGACCCUCGUAGAUCAGGCUGGCAGCUUGUAUUUGUCGACAGGGAGGAUGAUGUGCUUCUCCUUGGAGACGACCCCUGGGAGGCAUUUGUGAAUAAUGUUUGGUACAUCAAAAUACUUUCACCAGAGGAUGUGAAGAAAAUGGGGAAACCGAGUGCAGAAUCCUUCUCUUAGUUUUCUUGCCGGUGAAAAAUCCAAAUUGGUUCACAAUUUGCUGCCUAUGGGCACUCUAGUUUAGCUAUCGUCAUGGACAGUGCAGUAGAACUGGCACGGGGCCGCUUGUUCGCUGCAGUACUUUGUUCGGUUUGUAGCGUAAAUGUUAACUAUGUUCUCUAUGAACCACUUCGAUCAAGUAUCUGUACUCCUGGACAAUCUUUUGUUGUAUCUUACUGUAUGCUUCUUUUAUGAUUAUUAUGCACCUGCUAACACUUUGCCUUAA